Messenger RNA from Cuculus canorus (common cuckoo), 2136 nucleotides. Its product is annotated as CD276 antigen-like. Lineage: Eukaryota; Metazoa; Chordata; Aves; Cuculiformes; Cuculidae. The transcript is spliced from 8 exons. Gene Ontology annotation, biological process: immune response; positive regulation of T cell proliferation; cell surface receptor signaling pathway. Gene Ontology annotation, cellular component: external side of plasma membrane. The record is from RefSeq and is a predicted model, not a curated record. The coding region runs from base 94 to 1593 and encodes 499 amino acids.
CCCCUUCGCAGUCCCAGCCACUCCCUGGUGGGGCGGGUCAAGACCAAACGAAAGUGAAACCUUCAGCGUUACACGAAGAGUGUAGCCUGCACCAUGAUGAACUACGUAGUGUUUUUCACAGCCGGAUGCCUUCUCUGCCUUGGACUUGUGUGGAACACGAGUGGGAUUGCUACAGUAGACCCAGGUUUCAGGCAACUUCUCUGUGUGUUUGAGACGAGCCAGAGGAGUCUCGUGUCACAAGAGAUGGAGAUCAUCAGGCUGAAUGUCAGGCUCGUGCUGAGCAGAACCCAAGGAAAAGACAGUGAAAGAUCUCAGCCAGAAAGCCUUCCUCCUGACACUAUCCCCUCAUUUGUUGUACAAGAGUCCUCGCUGGAUAUUCUUCAGUACAUAAAUGAAGAUAUCGACAUGCUUGACUGUAGGAUCAACCUCUACUCUACAGCAAACAGACAGAUCAUUGGGCCUGGGAGAGAAAUCGGAGGCAGCAGCGCAGACUCCUGGUUCACAUGUACCAUAAAGCACACAGCUGGAAAAUACACAACUACAGCCUUCCUCAUGCACAACCAGAAAGAAGGAGAGAACCGAAAUCCUGGACACCUGCUCCCGGGCAUUACAGAGCGAUUGCAUGUUUCAGUGCCAUUCCUGCUGCACCCAGCACCCACUCACGUCCACACUGCCCUCACCAGGGACGUCUGGAUGCCCUGUGCCUUCACCAAGAACAACCCAGUAGAUGUGACCAUCCAGUGGGUAUUGAACCAGAAAGGAGGGCACAGAAAACACCUGUUCACUUACAGUGGAUCCAGCAAGCAGGUGGAACACAUGGCUCGCCGGGUUAAGAUGGUCCUAGAGGAAAUCCCCAAGGGAAAUGCUUCUCUGUUACUCAGAAACACAGAAAUAAGAGAUGAAGGAACCUACUCUUGCUUGGUGUCAAUGGGUUCUCUUACUGGGGAACAGAGAAUCCAGUUGCAAAUAGAAGAAAAACCCAUUGUGACCGUAAAUGUUGACUCCCUGUCUCUGGUGGAAGGCGAGCAACACAAGCUGGUCUGCAGUAUCAGACACUACUACCCACAUGAUGUCGAGGCUCAGUGGCUCCGAGAGCCAAAGGACUCCCAGAGGGUCCCUUAUGUCCUGAAGAAUGUUCUCUCAAGCAGCCACCAGCAGAGCAGCAAUGGCACGUACAGCUCCUCCAGAUACUUCUUGCUCACAGCAUCCCUGAACGACAAUGGCCAUAAGUACACGUGCUUGGUAGAUCACCAGAGCCUGCAGGCUCCCAUCAGGAAAAGUGUGACUGUGGAGGUGAAAGAAGCUACACCCAUCGCCUGGCUGCUACUUCUCCUCAGCCUUACCGUGUGCCUUGCAGGCACCCUUUGGUACUAUCACAAAGGUAAAUUAACCUCCAGGCUCCCAAAUCCGGGCUGUGGGGAGGGAAGGACUCUGCUGUACCAGCCGUUCUCAUGGUGGUUGGCUAUGGCUCUCCCCAGGACCUGUGUCACUGAACUGGGUUAUAAGUACUGGGAGGUGGAAGUUGUGCUUUGUCUUCUUUUAGUCACAAUCUCUUUUUUUUCCCUUUUUCCCUGCCCUAGUGAGGAGCACUAAUAAGCCCAAACCUUACUAGAGAUGGGACCUCCAGUGCCAGCCAGGUUUAAAAGGGGUGACAGGUGUUUUUUCUGACCAUGAAGAGGAAAAAAAAGCCAUAAAAAGACAAAUGUGUUUAUUCUGGUUCAUUGCAACAAAAACAACAUGACUGAAAAAUGCAAGAGAGGAGAAAUAUCUCCAGCAGUUUGCCAAACCCCCACAACUUCAUUGCCUGCUAAAUUCCAGAACAAUCAGCUACUAGCUAGGGGUGUGCAUCACAGGCCUGAUGCACUGGCUGUUGCCAGGCCUCUGUAAAGCACUUGCUGCUAUUUUGAGUGAGUUUUGCUCUACUACUCAGGAAACCAGAACCUGGACAUAGCUCGAGGAACCGGGUGGCUUCAUCUUGGGUUGGACUUGCUUUAUUUUAGCCAGAAUGGGAUUUGGUGGCACAGAUUCAGUGCUGGCUCCUCGUCCUCUUGAAAAGGGGACAGUUUGAGUUUGGUAACCAAGACUAACUUUUACAACAAUAAAGAUUCGCUAAGAUAAGUGGAACUCUCUAGGAGU